GAUGACAAGUCGGAGAUAUCGACAGGCAGCCGUGCAAACCUAAAGCAUGCUUUGGGUUUAACAAUCAUUUUUGGAGUAGGCUUAAAUAUACAGAGUGACAGAUUUUAGAGUUCAUGCCUUUGGAAUCCACAUGACAAGACGCGCGUAUUCCAGAACAAGAGCGUCUUUACAGCGUUCCAUAGUCAGGACGACAGUCGUCUCUUUAUCAAAGUUUUUUUUUUCUGCGCACAAUUUAAUGGCCUAUACUACGCGAGUGACAUUUGUUAGAGACAUGCUUGAAAGAACGAGCAAGUAUUUCAGUUGAAAAAGCUUACAUCUACAAAAAUAGAACGACAGCUUCCCAAGUCAGAGCAAAUAAAUAUGGAUACUUGCUUAAGACGUCUGAAGCAGGAACUGACCGUUGUGCAUGUGUCUGGGCGCCAUGAACGGGAAGAAAUGGUGUCUAUGAAGGAGGCAGGAGAUGGCCUCCAUGCACAGAUGAACUCCAUGAUGGGGGCUCUUCAGGAACUCAAGCUUCUACAGGUGCAGACAGCGCUAGAGCAGCUAGACAUCUCAGGGAGGUCUGUCCAAAGGGCGGCCCCACCAGCAGAGGACACAUGCCCUGGCCCUAUCCCCAGCUCCAAUGCUACCAUUGGCUUUGGCCACGAUGAGACCCUGAGGCCCCCCCUGGUCAGGACAUCCAGCCGGGGGGGACACCAGAGCAGCCUGGGCACCUCACCCUCUUCCUCCAGCCUGGAGACAGUAGACACUGAGACUGAGAACCAGCCUCUCCCUCUCCCCCGCAGAGUGUCUGGAUACACCACCCCACAGGUGGAGUACUGUGGCCCACGUCUUAGCCAAGUGUUUCCAGAGCAUCAUCAGCCGGCUCACUCAGGCCAGGUAUUGGAUCUCCCUGGCAUUCUCUACAGCCUGUCCAGGGAAGGCCCCUCGCUGGACAGCGACUACUCCCAGGACAGCAUGGACGACUCCAGAGACUGGACCUCCUCGCUCAUGAGCCGCAGCCGCAACCGGCAGCCGCUGGUGCUGGGGGACAACGUUUUCGCCGACCUGGUGGGCAACUGGCUGGACCUGCCUGAGCUGGAGAAGGAGGAGAUGAUUGGCUGGACCGACAGGCCCGACUCCCCGGCCCACCCUCUCUGUCUCAGCCGCUCCCAGGAGAUCUGCAGGAAGGUCUCUCUGACCACCAAUAUCUUCAAGAAGUUCCUGCGCAGUGUGAGGCCCGACAGGGACAAGCUACUUAAGGAGAGGCCAGGCUGGAUGGUCCCUGAGAGUCAGGAGGCCGAGCUCUUUAAGAGGCCCAAGAAAGUGUCUAAGCAGCAGACCAAGGGGAGCUUCUACCUCCCGUUCUGGGCAGGUGUAGGGCAGCAGGGUAAGGGACGGCCAUGUCCCCAGUUGGCUGAGGAGAGACAUCCCACGAGCCAGGGCCAGUUCUCUGGGCUUUACAUAGACAGGAGACAAGGGGCCAGAAUGGAAAAAAUGCUGCCCUUGUUUGACUAUAACACGGCUGUGUGGGUGUGAUGCUGACGCUGCUCUAGGAUGCUGCGGUGGUGGCAGGUGUUGGGGAUUUUGCUGGGAGCUCUUGGGUGGAAACAAGGAGGUUUGUGUGUCUGUCUGUCUCCUUCUCCAAGAGAAAAGGCAGACUGAGGGAUGAAUAUCCAGACUAUUUCCCAAUAGAGAGAUUAUCAGGGAAACUGUUUGUCUGACAAUCCUAAGACCUUUUUGUCUGUGACUGUGAGAGCAACCAGGACUUUCUCUAAUAGAUGGGUUCACCAAAGUUAAUAAGAUUCUAAUGAGUGCAUAAGUUCCCUGGACUAUACAAUAUACGGUACUUCAAUAUGGACAUAAUAAUGCUCUGAAUUUGUUACGGCAUCAUCAUGGUUUCAAACCUCAACCCUGUUUCAUAUGUUUGAAUUCUACUGUAUACCCAAGUGUAUCCCCACCCUCAUCUCGUACUUCUGUCAGUUGUGACACAUCCUGCAUGGGCACUACUAAAUGUUUCAUCUAUGACAUUGUGAAACAGUCACUGAACUGCCACUGAACACAACCACAGGUGCUUCUCUGCCUCGCUGCCCAGAGUCAGACGGCUGGAUGAAUACACAAAGAGUGUAAUAUUGUUCCAUCAGCCUAACUCAGGGAUCGGGAUGUGGCCUGUGUGACCGACUGGGUUCAAACCUGGAUCUCCUGUACACCACAAGACUGUUAGCCCGCUGAGGUAAAGCCUAGGUAUUAGCUUGGGAAGCUAACACAGGUCUUCAGGUCUCAGUCAAGGUUACUCAUCACUUGGUUCCGAACCACCUCUGUUACAUCUUCACCAUCCACCUACACACACACAGGAUAGGGUUAAAGGCCCAGUGCAGUCAAAAAAGAGAUUUACCUGUGUUUUAUAUAUAUUUCCACACUAUGAGGUUGUGAAAAUGAUUGUAAUGCCCUUUUAGUGUAAGAGCUGUUUGAAAAGACAUGCAGACAUGAUGGCACAUCGUGACUCUUCAGCCAAUCCUCCUGGAUAGUGUAUUAUACAUGGCAGAGAGAGAGGGAGUGAGAGCGAAAGAGCUGUGUACCAUCUGGCUGCCUACAGUUACAUAAGGACAAGCUAGCAGCACAGACAAGAGGUGCAGUCAUUCAGCGUAGGCUGUCGAGUGUUUUGAAACCAACCCUAAGCUGUGAUGCUGAAGUUACAUGUAUAUGUCCUAUGUAUGUAAUGCCAGACAGGGCCUGGAGACAGGGCCUGGAGACAGGGCCUGGAGACAGGGCCUGGAGACAGGGCCAGGAGACAGGGCCUGGAGACGGGGCCUGGAGACGGGGCCAGGAGACAGGGCCAGGAGACAGGGCCUGGAGACAGGGCCUGGAGACAGGGCCUGGAGAGUUCACGUAGAAAGCAGAGGACUGAGGAGGAGAAUGUUUACAGUGAAUCAUUCCACAUGUACAUGCAGUACUAAAUGUCAUGAUGUCAACAAAGUCGAUUAGCCGUUGUGUAAAGUCAUUUUAAAAAGGGACUUAAAGAGAUGGAGGUUGAACCUGGUAGAUAUGUGGUUAGACCAAACACUCUUUAUGAAACUGUAUGAAGGAGGUGUUGUGAAGAGAUUUGAGAGAGCAGCAUGAACAUUAGAAUGGUUUAGCAACAUUUGCAAUCAUUUUCCAGAGCUGAGCUCCACAUAUAAUUUCCUCAGGGAAAUCACUGUAAUUACAAAAACUAUUUAUCUUCUUUAGAAAACACACGGUAUGCAAGUACAAUCCUCAGCCCUCACUAGUAAUAAGAGUGGCCUGAGAAGUCAAACAUCACCCCAUCCAUUAAUUCAACAUGACAUGAUUAUGAAUGUUCCAAUGCAGCCAUUUUUAUCUCAAUAUCAAAUCAUUUCUGGGAAAUAAUUAAGUAACUUACUGUGAUUGUUUUCGAUUAAAAUUGUCAAAAAGAAACAAAAAUACCUUCUUAGCAUGAGCAAUUUCUCAAUCAAAAAUAUAGCUAGGACUGAGUGUGGAAGGGAAAACUGUAAACUAGUUGUUAUUGGCAGAGAGGUUUGGAACACUCAUUGUUAUCUCACCAGGCAGGCCAAAACUCCAUCCCCACAAAACAGGCUGAAAUUUCAGGCGUUCUUUUCAAACAGCUCUUACACUAAUAGGGCUUUAUCAUAAUUUUCACAAUUUCACAGCAUUACUCCAACCUCAUAGCGUGGAAAUAUAUAUAAAACAUAGGCAAUCAUGUUUUUGACUGCACUGGGCCUUUAAAUAUCUCUUCAUGUACUGAAAACACAUGGGUUUCUUUCAAUAUUCAGGUCGGAUUAUAUUCAGUAAAUCACACACACAGACGGACGGUCUACAAAAACUGUUAUGCCAUAAGAGCCUCUAUGAGCCUCUCUCUGUCUUAUUCAUAUUUACAGCUAUAAUUGUCAUUUUAGCACUGUUGUUAAAACUGUGGUUCUGCUAACCUCAAAGUGUUCCUGAGUGUAAAUUUGCACUGUAAAACUUCCACUGGCUCUUUGUAAAUUAAACUUUUUUCUGAAG
Messenger RNA from Oncorhynchus kisutch (coho salmon), 3999 nucleotides. Its product is annotated as PAK4-inhibitor INKA2-like. Lineage: Eukaryota; Metazoa; Chordata; Actinopteri; Salmoniformes; Salmonidae. The record is from RefSeq and is a predicted model, not a curated record. Bases 361 to 1518 code for a protein of 385 amino acids. Gene Ontology annotation, cellular component: nucleus. Gene Ontology annotation, molecular function: protein serine/threonine kinase inhibitor activity; protein kinase binding. The transcript is spliced from 3 exons.